Ostrea edulis (European flat oyster) is the source of this 3209-nucleotide messenger RNA. Its product is annotated as proprotein convertase subtilisin/kexin type 7-like. Gene Ontology annotation, cellular component: trans-Golgi network; Golgi membrane. The coding region runs from base 433 to 2904 and encodes 823 amino acids. Gene Ontology annotation, biological process: protein processing. The transcript is spliced from 16 exons. Gene Ontology annotation, molecular function: serine-type endopeptidase activity. Lineage: Eukaryota; Metazoa; Mollusca; Bivalvia; Ostreida; Ostreidae. The record is from RefSeq and is a predicted model, not a curated record.
CUUUCACUUUCGAUGUUAACACAGGUGGGUUACGUAUUCAUGUUUAAUAUCUCUGAUAAGAUUAUCAUAAUACUCACUGAAAAGUUUAGACUUGAAAUUGCAUCAACUGUAUAUCUAUUCGAUCUGCUAUAGGGUCACAGAGCAACAGAUGCUCUGUAUUUACUGUAAGUGACUGUGUGCGUGUUUAUAUUCCGCUACGGUCAAUAAAUUCUGUUGUAGUUUACAUUAUCUACAGCUGGCUCAUCUGCUUAGUCUUUUGAACUACAUCCAGGAAGAGCGAUUUGAGUUUUCACUGACUUUGAUCUUCUAUAACGUUGGUCGGAUUUUACAAAUUGGGAGAAAUUGAAUCAUUAGUGGAAAACUACUAACUAGUUAAUGUGUGUUUAAAGAAGUUCAUGAGCAUGAUCGAUCAGAUGAUAUGACGCCUCCACAAUGUCAGUGGAUAAUGGAUGCACUUUUAGAUUGUUCAUUAUUUUAAGCACACUGCCCCAAACUAUUAGUGAAUUUGCCAAAGAAGUACCAUUUCCAAAACACGUUGACAAAGUAGAACAUUCCCUUAUAUGGGCAGUGAAAGUAAAGGAUGUGCUUAAACCAGUGGACAGUGGGAUCAUUGCGGAUAUUUCAUCACAGAAUGGGUUCUCCAGGAACCAAGAUAAAACUCUCCAGUUUUCCCAUGACACCGAAAAUUUACACUCAGACAUUCAUCUUGCCCAAAAGAUAGCAGAUGACUGUGUGUUAGUGCAUAUGCACUCUAUAGACGCCCUACAAGACACGUAUUUAUUAGGAUUUGAUAUAGACAAGAUUCAUCGUUUUGAUUCUAGUUUUAACAAUGUGUCAUCCAUUUUAAAAUUAGAUGGUAGAAAUCUUCAUGUUAAACUCCUUCAUCACCAUUACACCGCACACGUCCCACGGUCGUCUUUCCAACUCAUCCAAGACUCUCUGUCUCGGUGUUUAAAUGCUCACCCAAUGGUGGAAUGGUUCAGUCAGCAAAAUGUCCGAAAAAGAACCAAGAGAACGCUGCAUCUUCAAUUUUCUGAUCCAUUUUUUAAAUUGCAGUGGCAUCUUAUUAAUCACAAACAAAGAAAUAUGGACAUUAAUGUGACCGGUGUAUGGGAGAGAAACAUCACAGGUCGAGGGGUCACGGUUGCUGUCGUUGACGACGGUGUAGAAUGGACCAAUCCUGACCUCCGAGACAAUUACAACAGUGCAGGCAGCUGGGACCUGAAUUCUGAGGAUCCUGACCCCUUACCAAGUGCCUCAAAAGCUUCUAAUCACCAUGGAACACGAUGUGCUGGGGAAAUAGCAGCAGUUCCGAAUUCAUUUUGUGCUGUAGGAGUGGCGUACGGGGCAAAGUUUUCAGGUCUGAAGGUUCUUGAUGGACCAAUGACAGACAGUCUAGAAGCUCAAGCCUUUAACAAGAACUUACAAAUCAAUGAUAUUUACAGCUGCAGCUGGGGACCUGACGAUGAUGGUAAAACGGUCGAUGGACCACACAUUUUGGCCAAGGCUGCCAUGCAGUAUGGCAUUGACUUUGGUAGGAAAGGAUUUGGGAGCAUCUAUGUUGUUGCCAGUGGAAACGGUGGCCAUUUCCAAGACAACUGUAACUAUGAUGGUUAUGCCAAUUCCAUAUACACAGUCACUGUGGGUGCGAUUAAUGAGGAUGGAAAUAUGCCUUUUUAUGCUGAGAAGUGUGCCUCGAUGCUGGCCGUCACAUUCAGCAGUGGGACCACACAGCAUAGGAGCAUUGUGACCACUGACUGGACGAUGAAGGGAGGCAGUGGAUGCACCACCUCCCACUCCGGCACCAGUGCGGCUGCACCCCUCGCGGCGGGGAUGAUGGCGCUUAUGUUACAGACUCGCCCCUGUCUGACGUGGCGGGAUGUUCAAUACCUUAUCAUAUUGACUGCUCAGAAAGUCGAUGUAGACCAUUCAGAGUGGAAGAGAAAUCAGGCAGGACUGUACCACAGUCACAAACACGGGUUUGGGGUGAUGAAAGCCUGGCGAUUGGUCAGUGCAGCUAAGGUGUGGGAAAGUGUACCAUGGAUCACCUCAUUUCUGUAUUCUAGUGAUGAAAUCCACCGACAAAUUCCAAAAGGGACCAAUCUGCCAUUGACAAUCACACACACAGUGACAGAUGAGGAUAUCUCAGGUUUGAACUUAUUCAUCUUGGAGCAUGUCCAGUUGUUUGUGACAGUCACUCACCCUUAUCGAGGAAAAUUGGAGAUUGUGCUGGUCUGUCCCAGCGGCACUCGGUCCACAGUGGCCACUCCAAGAGAGGCUGACCGGUCAGAUGCUGGUUUUCAGGACUGGGCUUUUAGCACUGUGAGAUGCUGGGGCGAGGAUCCGGUAGGAGUGUGGACUAUAAUCAUCACAGAUCAUGACACAUCCACCUAUGGGGCUGGCUUUGUUCAACACUGGAAACUGAAACUCUAUGGGACCUGGAUAACACAACAACAGUUUGCAGACCGCAAGAGGAGGGUACAAGAGGCGAUGGAUGGUCGGUAUCUCAACGAUAGUUACCAACUGCCCUGCCCCCAGACAGGCCCCGAUGUACCCCCAAAACAACCACUGUCUCAGAGAGUACUGAAGUUCCUGGUGUUAGCCAGUAUUUUUUGCCUGGUAAUGGCCCUGUAUGAAACAUUUGAGUAUGCAGCCUGUUACCGAAAAGAGAAGAGAACACAAAGACAAAAAAUGAUUGAAAAUCUCCCAACUCAAGUAUCAGCUAGAAACAUGUCAGCUAAUGAAACGGAUCAUUCCGAGUCUCAAAGACUCUUAGAUGAUGAUUCUGAGACAGUCAUUGUUAUGGAAUCUUUUGAUGUCAGAGAAGUGAUUUCAGACUGUGAUGUUGGGACAGAGAACAGUGAACAAUUGUCUUUAGAAAAUGGAAGGCUAAUUCAACAGUGACUCAAGUGGUGCUUUCAAACGUAGAAAAUGUUCAUAACUGUUGUAUUUAUUGAAAGCGGUGCUAUCUACUUCUUAACAGCAUGAUAUCCAAAAAUAUCAAAUCUACAAUAUCUUAUUAUGUCUUUCAUUUUUAUUCUAGACUUGCAAAUCUAUGCAUUUUUAAUGAGGAUUUUAAACAUUGUAUUAUUUGUAGUGGAGUAUUGUUAACAGUAUGAGAAGCUGAUCUUCAUUAAAACAUUGUUUUUGUUCAUUAUUAUAUACGGUUUCUUUAUGAAAAUAAAAAAAAGCCAGUAUACAACAAGGAA